This is a messenger RNA of Tuber melanosporum (Perigord truffle), 2696 nucleotides long. RefSeq lists its product as uncharacterized. Gene Ontology annotation, molecular function: structural molecule activity; protein binding. The record is from RefSeq and is a predicted model, not a curated record. NCBI's taxonomy places the organism in Eukaryota, Fungi, Ascomycota, Pezizomycetes, Pezizales, Tuberaceae. The coding region runs from base 59 to 2551 and encodes 830 amino acids. The transcript is spliced from 4 exons. Gene Ontology annotation, cellular component: COPI vesicle coat. Gene Ontology annotation, biological process: intracellular protein transport; intra-Golgi vesicle-mediated transport; endoplasmic reticulum to Golgi vesicle-mediated transport.
AAGAAAAGUCCUCCCCAACAACCCAGCAUCAGGAAUUACGGAACAGCUAUAGAACAGCAUGCGGCUAGACGUGAAGAGACAACUUUUUGCCCGCUCCGACAGAGUGAAGGGGAUUGAUUUCCAUCCUAUAGAGCCUUGGGUUCUAAGCACUUUAUACAGCGGUCAUGUCAAUAUCUGGUCUCAUGAGACCCAGACUUUGGUAAAAACGUUUGAAGUUACGGAUGUUCCUGUCAGGGCCGGCCGAUUUAUUGCCCGAAAGAACUGGUUUGUGGUGGGCUCUGAUGAUUUCCACCUCCGAGUCUUUAAUUACAAUACCUCGGAGAAGAUUGCUGCAUUCGAGGCUCAUCCGGAUUACAUCCGUUCCAUCGUCGUACAUCCUACUCAGCCAUUUGUGCUCACUGCUAGUGAUGAUAUGACUAUCAAGCUAUGGGAUUGGGAGAAAGGAUGGAAGUGUGUACAAACUUUUGAAGGGCAUGCGCACUAUGUCAUGAGUUUGGCAAUCAAUCCAAAAGAUACCAACACCUUUGCAAGUGCAUGCUUGGAUAGAACUGUUAAGAUAUGGAGUUUGGGCGGCGGUGGAAAUGCUAAUUUCACAUUGGAAGCCCAUGAGACGAAAGGUGUCAACCAUGUCGACUACUAUCCGGCAGCCGAUAAACCAUACAUCUUGACCACCUCCGAUGACCGAACAAUCAAAAUUUGGGACUAUACCACAAAAUCUUUGAUUGCCACAUUGGAAGGACACACAUCUAAUGUAUCCUUUGCUUGUUUUCACCCUGAACUACCAGUUAUUGUUUCGGGUUCGGAGGAUGGAACUGUUAAGAUUUGGCAUGCCAACACCUAUCGUCUCGAGCAAACAUUAAACUAUGGUCUUGAAAGAGCCUGGUGUGUUUCAUCACAGAAGGGAAAGAAUGCUAUCGCGAUGGGAUUCGAUGAAGGGUGUGUUGUGGUUAAGAUGGGAAGAGAGGAGCCCGCAGUCAGCAUGGAUGCGGGUGGAAAGAUAGUGUGGGCUAGGCAUAGUGAGGUACUGACGGCCGUUAUUAAACCAAGUGAUGUGUCAGCCAAAGAUGGUGAACCUCUAUCACUUCCCUCCAAAGAUCUAGGCUCUUGCGAAAUCUACCCUCAAUCACUCCUGCAUUCCCCCAAUGGCCGUUUCGUUUCUGUUUGUGGUGAUGGAGAAUAUAUUAUUUACACUGCUCUUGCAUGGAGAAACAAAGCCUUCGGGCAGGCAUUGGAUUUCGUUUGGGGUUCCAGGGAAAACAGCAAUGAUUAUGCAAUCCGCGAGAGCCAGACGAGUGUAAAACUAUUCAAAAACUUCAAAGAAAAACCAGGAGGAUUGGAUGUGGGCUUUCCCGCCGAUGGGUUGAUUGGUGGCGUUCUAUUGGCUGUUAGAGGCCAGGGAUCAGUUGGACUCUUUGACUGGGAAACUGGUGGGCUUGUCCGAAGGAUCGAUGUUGUCCCCCAGGGUGUGUUCUGGUCAGAUAGUGGUGAGCUUGUUAUACUCGCAUGCGAGGAUACAUUCUAUGUCCUUCGUUUUGACAGAGACGAGUACGCUGCCGCCGUGCAAAAUGGGACUGUUGAGGAGGAUGGCGUUGAGGCCGCCUUCGAAGUCAUCACGGAUAUCAAUGAAACGGUUCGCACCGGAGAGUGGGUCGGUGACUGCUUUAUUUACACCAACUCCACAAACCGCCUGAACUACCUCGUUGGUGAUCAAACCUACACUAUCUCUCACUUCGAUCACCCUAUGUACCUCCUUGGAUAUCUUCCGCGCGAUGGUCGCAUCUACCUUGCUGAUAAGGAUGUUAACGUUCUUUCCUAUGCUUUGUCACUCAGAGUAGUAGAGUACCAAACUGUGGUUCUGCGUGGCGAUAUGGAAGCUGCUGCGGAGAUUCUAGGUGAUAUCCCAGAGGACCAGAAGAGCAAGAUUGCUAGGUUCUUGGAGGGGCAGGGCCACAAAGAUUUGGCAUUGGAGAUUGCCACAGAUCCCGAGCAUCGAUUUGACUUAUCGCUAUCGCUUGGAAACCUCGAUACGGCCUUAGAAAUCGCUAGAGAGGCCGAUGCAGAACAUAAAUGGAAGACUGUGGGUGAUGCCGCCCUACUAGCGUGGGAUUUGGUCCUUGCGGAGGAGUGUUUCAGGAAUGCUAAAGACAUUGGCUCACUACUUCUCUUGCGCACUGCGACCGGCAAUCAAGAGGGUCUGAGGGAACUCGCAGGUUCUGCUAUCAUUACUGGGGCCAACAAUAUCGCUUUCGCUGCUUUAUGGCAAACAGGAGAUAUCAAGGAAUGUACCGAACUAUUGGUAAAAACAUCCAGAAUUCCGGAAGCAGCUCUCUUUACUAAAACCUAUAAACCUUCAUUAACAACGGAAGUGGUGUGCAAAUGGAAAGACAAUCUCAAGGAAAGCAAAAAGGGAAAGCUCUCCGAGGCUAUUGGAGUCCCAGGCGAGGACGAGGAGUUGUUUCCAGAGUGGGAUCAUUAUUUGAGACUUGAAGGGGAGGACGGAGGAGAUUUGAUCGAUGUUAGUGGGGCGGAGGAUGGGGAAAUAGAGCAAUAGUUCUCUUGCGGGUGGUGUCUUCGCAAAAGGUUUUUUUCUUCAUUUUCUGCUCAUUAGUUUUGAAACAAUGACAAUGACUGGAUGUCGUUACAAUAUUAUACGGAUUGAACGAAUUUUAUCUCAAUACCCGGUAUCAUGGAGAAAA